AUCAGCGCCCGCUCGCAAGGGGGUGUGUCAUGAAACUUCUGCCUGUCUGGCUGGUCAUUUCCAGACUCACAGGCCCGCCCACCUUUCUGAGCACAAGUCUGCUACUAUAAAUCGGCCCUCUUGAUAUCUCCCCACGUGGUCAUUGGCUGCCAUAUUUGUUGACGUUCACCACUUUUCUUAAUGUCUUCUUAUGCCUCAUUUCUUUCUCAUCCCUUGGCCUCGAGGUCUAUCGUCUCAAGAUGGCUCGCACACCUUGGGGAAUGAUCUAUGUUGGCGUCGCUGCAUACUCGUUCUUUAUUUCUAGCUUUUCUACCUUUUUCAUCCUCGCUUCAGCCUUGACUGCAUUUCGUAUAGUCCACCUCUCCUUUCUAUACCCAAAAUACUUAACCCCCAUCAAACACAUUCCCACGCCGCCCAAACGAUCAUGGAUCACAGGCAACGCAAGCACAUACUUGCUCCAAACGCCAUUUGAAGACCUGAUUGAAUGGACCAAGUCAGUGCCGAACAAUGGGCUGCUCCGUUACUAUCUGUUUGGGAAUAUGGAACGAAUUCUAGUGUACAGCCCAAAGGCGCUGAGCGAACUGCUCGUGCAGAAUUCAUACGAGUUUGAGAAGCCCGCAAUGAUGCGCCGCUCUUUGGGCCGUAUAGCGGGCAAAUCUGGCAUACUGCUUGUAGAGGGGCUUGAACACAAGAGACAUCGGAAAAACCUCAUGCCUGCCUUCUCGUACCGCCAUAUCAAGGACCUCUAUCCGAUUUUCUGGAGUAAGAGUGUUGAAAUGGUCAAAUGUAUCGAAAACGAGCUAAAGGGCCGCGGAAGUGGCGAAGAUAAUGUCGUCGAAAUAAGGGCAUGGGCGAGUAGAGCCACGCUAGAUAUCAUUGGCCUCGCAGGCAUGAACCGAGACUUUGGAUCCCUCGCUGACCCAAAGAAUGAGCUAGCCGCACAGUAUCACCGAGUGCUCAAGGAAGCCCCAGUUUGGCUCCAGGUUUUGUUUGUCAUUGCCUUUGUCAUGGGCAACGUCAAGCCAAUCCAAGCUCUACCGGUAGAGCGCAACCGUGAUAUACUGGAAGGUAGCAAUUAUGUUCGGAGCGUGGCACAGCAGCUUAUCAACGAGCAAAAGGAGGCCAUUAAGCACAAUCCAGCACAAGCAGAGACUGGAAAGGACAUUUUGUCUGUCGCGGUCAACAGCGGGAACUUUACCGACGAGGAACUCGUCGAUCAGAUGAUGACCUUCCUAGCGGCAGGCCACGAAACUACAUCAACCGCUCUACAAUGGGCCGUCUACGCUCUUUGCAAGCAUCCCGAAGUACAAGCCCGACUGCGCGAAGAAAUCCGCGCCAAUCUUCCUCCCAUCUCAGUCGAAAACCCAGAGCCCAUCACAGCAGCCACUUUGGACUCACUCCCGUAUCUCCAUGCAUUCUGCAACGAAGUCCUCCGCUUCCACCCCUCUGUACCUCUGACGAUGCGCGAUACCACGCACGAUACUACGCUCGCCGGAACCCCGAUCCCCAAGGGCGUGCAGCUGAUCAUCUCUGCGGAGGUCGUCAACCAUCACAAGGAUUUCUGGGGACCUACCGCGGACAAAUUCGACCCGGAGCGAUGGCUUGUUCCUGGGCAAGCCAAUACCGGCGGGGCGACCAGUAAUUAUGCCCUUCUUACCUUCUUACACGGCCCGCGAAGCUGCAUCGGUCAGGGAUUCGCCAAAGCCGAGUUGGCUUCUCUUGUCGCUGCCACCGUGGGACGAUUCCAUAUGGAGUUGAAGAAUCCGGAUGCGGAGCUCAAGCUUAAGCGGAGUGCGACGAUCUCGCCCUGGGAUGGGGUUCUUGCGAGGGUUACGCCUCUUGAGGGGUGGUGAUUACCCAGCCGAUAUUGAGACAAUUCAGCUGCCUCUACAAUGGGUUCAGGAUGAUAAUUAACAGAUGCUUAUGUGGAGACUUAUACCGUUAUUACGAGCUACUAUAAUCAGUGUGAUCGCAAAGCGAAGUAAAUUGGUCUAUUCAUUCUUUUACAGGAAUACCAACCAUGUUGUCAUAGCCGCGAUUGGAAGCCCCGGCGUCCCCAACAUCCACUCUUAACAAACUGCAACCAAAGGAUAUCAAUGCUGGUCGUGUAGCUCGCAGCAUCACUCAACAAGUAGACAUAGGCUCCACCAAGCUCCCGGGUAUCAGCCAGUCUCGGCAUACCACCGUAGUACUUCAAUUGCUGCUCCCAAUCAGGCUGCUGAGGCACCCAGUAUGUCAUUGCUGUUUGAACAAGUCCGGGGGAAACACUGUUUACGCGGAUGUUGUACUGCGCCCAUUCCAUAGCGAGCGUGUGUGUCAUGUUGCGGAUACCAGCCUUGGAAGCGCCGUAGGGUGCUGAGGGGACGCGCUAGAACGCGCUGUUAG
Molecule: messenger RNA, 2385 nt
Organism: Aspergillus calidoustus
Lineage: Eukaryota; Fungi; Ascomycota; Eurotiomycetes; Eurotiales; Aspergillaceae
Source: the annotation of a GenBank genome assembly